Cornus florida is the source of this 1055-nucleotide messenger RNA. RefSeq lists its product as uncharacterized. Bases 153 to 1055 code for a protein of 300 amino acids. Lineage: Eukaryota; Viridiplantae; Streptophyta; Magnoliopsida; Cornales; Cornaceae. The record is from RefSeq and is a predicted model, not a curated record. The transcript has 3 exons.
UGCACCGAGCGAUCAGAGCUCCUUCUCCCUCUGGGCCUCCUGCAGCUGGUGGCUCUGCUUCUGCUUCAGGCCCCCCUUCUAUCCCCAGCUUACCGCCAUGGGCCCCUCGGUACACUCGAACGGAUGGGACGUUCGUGAAACCGAACGAGACCAUGCUGAAGGAUGGCCAGACCGCUAUGGCCUACUACAGGAGCAUGUGGACUCCGAAGGACAUUGAGGCGGCAAAGGGCCUUUCCCAGAAGGACGUGUUCAGUCGCUUUCCCCAAUCUGCUAUGGAGACAUUGUUCGGGAUGAUGGCCAUGCAGAAGCAGGUGGAAAUGGGGAACGCCAGGGCCCGAAAGUAUUCUGACAGCCUGGAGGUGGCUAAUAAAGAAAACGACCUCCUUGCCAUGAAGAAUACCGAGGUGCUGGUUCGGCUUGACAAAGCCGAGCAAGAGAGAGAUGUCCUGAAAAAGGAGAAUGAUUCCCUUCAGGAUGAGAAGGACGCCCUCCAGCUUGAGAAGAGCGUCUGGCAGACUGAGCAGGAAUCACUCAGAGAAGAGAAGGCAGAACUCCAACGCCUUCUAGCUGAUGAACAGUCUGCUCGGAUGGCUUUUGAAAAAAGAGCUCUGGACGAGCGUACCGCUCUGAUCGACGCUAUCAGCAGAGUGGGUGGUGGGAUGCUGGCCCUUCACGCUCGGUUCUCCAGGGUCGGUGCUCUUCGGUAUGCUCAAGGAUUCCGGGAAGGUUUCGCCGACCGGGUUCCGGAUGAGGGACAGACCAGCUCCACUCCGGAUGAGGUAGACAAGGAUCUGGGGAUCGAACCCCUGGGGGUCUAUGUCGACCCAGAACCCACCGAAGCGGAACGUAUAUUUGAUGAGUGCCAGGACAUCGCAUCCUCAAGGAUCAUCACAGCUCCUCCUACCGCUCUGCCACUGACCGCUCCCCAAUCGUCAACUGUGGCUCCCUCUGUAGCCACUGCUGACGCUGAACCCCAGCCGAACGACUCAGUUAUUCACCUGGAUUCCCCACCUCAUGAAGAUCCUGCCACAAUCGAGCAACUCGUGGUUGCGUAG